CGCCAUUACAAUCUGUCGACCUGUCGAUCUCGCAACCACAUGACCGACCGUCACAUAAAUGCUUUGUUAGAGGUUAAACCCACAGAACCCUGGUAAUCGUGUGCUGGGUCGUUUGGCAGCAGCAAAGAUAUGGCCGCAAGGAAGAGAGUCGCCAUUGUGGGAGCAGGGCUCGCCGGUUUGGCGGCCAUCAAGUCGUGUUUGGAAGAAGGGUUGGAGCCUGUGUGUUUCGAACAAUAUGACAAAUUUGGUGGUGUUUGGUACUACACGGAAGAAUACAGAGAAGGGCAGGGUGCAAGAGCCUUUGAGUAUCUGACAACGAACGUCAGUAGGGAGAUGUUUUGCUUCAGCGAUUUCCCCUACCCUCCCCACAUUCCGCCAUUCAUGACACGCACCAUGGUCUACGACUACAUCCUGAGCUACUGUGAGACGUUUGGACUCGGCAAAUACAUCCACCUCAACACCAGGGUCAAUGACAUAAAGAAGUCAAGGGACUACAACGUUACGGGAAGAUGGGAGGUGGAAACGAUGGAUUCCGAGAAGAAGACCAAACGGGACAUCUUUGAUUUCGUUAUGAUCUGCUCUGGUUUCUACAAGAAGCCUCGCACACCUGAUAUAAAAGGACUGGAUACUUUCAAAGGAAGCAUUGAACAUUCUAUGAGGUUCAAAGAUGCUUUGCAAUACAGGGACAAGUCUGUACUUAUAGUUGGAAACUCCCAUUCAUCUGGAGAUACAGCAGCUGCGUGCUCAGCUUAUGCACAGCAGGUAUAUUACUGUGUUGGAGACGGUAUGUAUAUGCUACCACUAUGUGUCAAAAACGGGCAACCGUGGGACAUGGCUAUCUUUAAGAGGUGCAACUACUGGAAUCCUGACAAGAUCUUCGAGCUGGAGAAGGCCUUAAGUAAUGAGCGUCUGGAUCACAGGCGAGCAGGGCUCGCCCCCUCAACUCCCCCGUCAAGCACCAGAAUAAUGCUCAGCGACAGAGUACAGUAUAUAAUUAUGAGUGGGAGGAUUAAAGUUGUCAAUAGGCUGGUUCGUCUUGGACCCCAUGAAGCUGAAUUUGACGAUGGCACUGUCAUCAAGAACCUGGACGCCGUUUUGUUUGCUACUGGAUAUGAUUUCUUUAUAGACUUCACAGAUGAGCCAUUACAAGGAGCUGAUGGCAAGUUGAGUCUGUACAAGAUGAUGUUCCCACUUCAUCAGCAGCACACCCUGUCGGUGAUUGGUUGUGUGGACUCUGAUGGACCGAUUCCACCAUUGGCUGAGUUACAGGGCCGCCUUGCUGCCCGGGUAUAUGCCGGCAAUCAUCAACUACCUUCCUUGAAGGUCAUGGCGGAUGUUGUGGAAAAAAUGAACUCCUCUUUAUUUGAAAAAUUUGGACGCUACAAAUAUCUGAUACCCAACCUUGUUUUCCGAGACGAAGUGGCAGAAGAGCUAGGUGUGACCCCCUCCUUGUUGGACCUGAUCAAGGCGGGGCCUCGACUCGCCUAUCUCUACUACUACGGGCCUGCUCUCCCAUACCACUUUCGACUGUGGGGACCGCAUACUUGGAGUGGAGCAAAGAAAGCAAUCAAUUAUGCUGUAGAACACGGUCACUAUGCUAAGCAAAUGAGGAAUGUCCAACCACCGGACGGUGCAGGAGAAAACUAUUUCUUCCGAUUUAUCAUUGUUUCCACUGUUGUUGUCUUGCUGGCUUUGGCCUACCAGAGGGGAACAUUUUUCGGUUGAUUACCGUGCAACAUGCGUACUUCUCUGUGCAAAAUUAGUCAAACACUAGCCGUUCCAGGAACAUCAUAUAUUCAGAUUUGUCAUCUUUUCUUCAGCUACUGUCUGUCGGCUUUGGGCGUAUCAGAGAAGAGGGAGUUUGGCACAGCUUUUAAUUAUAUUUACCCAAUGAACUUAACACUGAAAGGUGAAGGGGAAAAGGUUAGCUAUACAUCGUGUGACUGAGCAUUCCAAGUCAGAAACUAGCGUGUCGAUGGGGCUCCCUUGGAUUGACAUUCAGUUGAUAUGUGUGCAUAAUGCAAUUUUUUAUUUGUUGAUUUGUAUCAAGAAAUCUAAACAUAAAAUAAAGAUUAUAAACCACGUGACAAA
Molecule: messenger RNA, 2091 nt
Organism: Haliotis rufescens (red abalone)
Lineage: Eukaryota; Metazoa; Mollusca; Gastropoda; Lepetellida; Haliotidae
Product: flavin-containing monooxygenase 5-like
Exons: 7
Coding region: 130-1725 (531 amino acids)
Molecular function (GO): flavin adenine dinucleotide binding; NADP binding; N,N-dimethylaniline monooxygenase activity
Source: RefSeq, a predicted model, not a curated record